Vicia villosa (hairy vetch) is the source of this 694-nucleotide messenger RNA. Its product is annotated as nudix hydrolase 17, mitochondrial-like. NCBI's taxonomy places the organism in Eukaryota, Viridiplantae, Streptophyta, Magnoliopsida, Fabales, Fabaceae. Bases 81 to 593 code for a protein of 170 amino acids. Gene Ontology annotation, cellular component: cytoplasm; nucleus. The record is from RefSeq and is a predicted model, not a curated record. Gene Ontology annotation, molecular function: pyrophosphatase activity. The transcript is spliced from 5 exons.
UCAAAGAUCCUCACUUUUUCUUAUUCCCUUUUGUUAUAAAUUAAUCAAGUCUCUUUGAAAUUCUCAUAAUUAGUAAAAAGAUGGUUUUUGGCUUGGCAUCUCGUUCUGGAAGGGAGAUGCAAAGAUACAAUAGUAACGGCGGUCGCCGAGUUGUAGGGUGCAUCCCAUACCGAUAUAAACAAGACAUUGAUGGCAGUAUGAGUAAUGAAUUGGAAGUACUUCUUGUUAGUUCACAAAAGAGUCAUACAUUCAUGUUUCCAAAGGGUGGAUGGGAAGUUGAUGAAACUCUAGAAGAAGCAGCUUGCAGAGAAUCCCUUGAAGAAGCAGGAGUUGUAGGAAUUGUUGAGCAUGAGUUGGGUGAAUGGAGUUUCAUUAGUAAAAGAUAUGGUAUAUACUAUGAAGGUCACAUGUUUCCUUUACUUGUUAAGGAACAACUUGAGUUUUGGCCAGAGAAAAAUUUACGUACAAGAUUAUGGAUGAAUGUUGUUGAAGCAAGAGAAGUUUGUCAGCAUUGGUGGAUGAAGGAAGCAUUAGAUAUACUUGUUCAUAGGCUAAAUCUACACCAAAAUAUAGUAGCUAGAAUUAAUUAUUGAAAAUGUUUCACAUUUCUUUAGUAUAAAUAUAGAAAAUAAGUAGCAGUUAUUCAAAUUAAAGUUGGUAAAAAACUUUGAUAUGUGUGGAUAUAUUAUCAACC